AUGGUGUAUGCGGGGCAGCAGGAACCUCGAGUGGAGAUGAGCCCUGGGCCGUGCCCGGUGUGUGGGGCGCUGCCUGCCUCCCUGCUCCUCCUCCUCCUCCUCAGCCCCACAGGCACCUCCAAGCCUGCUCCGCUGCCGUUCCCAGAGCUGCGCCUGGCCAACGGGCCCGGCCGGUGCCAGGGCCGCCUGGAGAUCCUCCACAACGGCUCGUGGGGCACGGUGUGCGACGACGACUGGGACAUCGUGGACGCCAACGUGGUGUGCCGCCAGCUGGGCUGCGGCCACGCCAUCGCCCUGCCGGCGCCCAUGACCUUCGGGCAGGGCAGCGGGCCCAUCUUCUUGGACAACGUGGACUGCAAGGGCCGGGAGACGGCGCUGAGCGAGUGCUGGAGCCACGGCUGGGGCAUCCACAACUGCUACCACUACGAGGACGUGGGCGUCGUGUGUAACGAGCUCUUGCCCACGCCAGCAAGCGAAGGACCAACCAGCAGGACUGCCACGGCCUCGGGGCGCAGUGGGGAAGGUGACGGCAGCAUCCGGCUGGUGAGCGGGGCGGACGCCUGCCAGGGCCGGGUGGAGAUCUUCUACGGCGGGAGCUGGGGCACGGUGUGCGACGACGACUGGGGCCUGAGCGACGCCGGCGUGGUCUGCAAGCAGCUGGGCUGCGGCCGAGCCCUGGAGUCCAAGAGCAACGCCUAUUUCGGCUACGGCACGGGGCGCAUCCUGCUGGACAACGUCAACUGCGAGGGCAGCGAGCCCGUCCUCUCCGCCUGCUACAGCCUCGGCUGGGGCAUCCACAACUGCGGCCACCACGAGGAUGCCGGGGUCAUCUGCACGGGGCUGGACACGUCCACCAUCACGUCCUUCACCACCUCGGUGGCCCUGGACUACCAGGAGACGCUCACUGCCACAGCCACAGCGGUGACAGACGGCCGUGAGCAGCCCACGCCGGUGACCGAGGUGGCCACAACCGCGCUCCUCACGUCCCAGAUGGAAAGUGGCGGCGUGCGGCUGGCGGACGGCAACGGGAGCUGCCGCGGGCGGGUGGAGGUGCGGCACGGCGGCACCUGGGGCACCGUCUGCGACGACGACUGGGACUUCCCCGACGCCCAGGUGGUGUGCCGGCAGCUGGGCUGCGGCCACGCCGUCUCCGCCACCGUCCUCGGCUUCUUCGGCUUCGGCAGCGGGCCCGUGCUGCUGGACAACGUGGGGUGCGGCGGCGGCGAAGCGCGGCUGGCCGACUGCUUCCACCUGGGCUGGGGGCGGCACAACUGCGGGCACCACGAGGACGCCGGGGUCGUCUGCCGAGGUGCUGACGACUCAGGAGACCAUUCCCAAGAAGCCACCGUUACAGCCACCACGCCAGCCCCGACCCACCCGGAGGACGGCUCCCUGCGCCUGGUGAACGGCAGCCACCGGUGCGAGGGGCGCGUGGAGAUGUUCCACCUGUCCCAGUGGGGCACGGUGUGCGACGACGCCUGGGACCUGCGGGACGCCGAGGUGGUGUGCCGGCAGCUGGGCUGCGGGCGCGCCGUGGCGGCGCUGGGGGAAGCGCCCUACGGCCGGGGCGCCGGCUACAUCUUCCUCGACAACCUCAAGUGCAAGGGCAGCGAGCCCUCGCUGCUGCGCUGCUCCCACAUCCGCUGGGACGUCCACAACUGCGACCACUCGGAGGACGCCGGCGCCGUCUGCAGCCUCCUAUGA
This is a messenger RNA of Cygnus atratus (black swan), 1704 nucleotides long. RefSeq names its product scavenger receptor cysteine rich family member with 4 domains (gene SSC4D). The coding region runs from base 1 to 1704 and encodes 567 amino acids. Gene Ontology annotation, cellular component: membrane. NCBI's taxonomy places the organism in Eukaryota, Metazoa, Chordata, Aves, Anseriformes, Anatidae. The record is from RefSeq and is a predicted model, not a curated record. The transcript has 11 exons.